Molecule: messenger RNA, 1718 nt
Organism: Maylandia zebra (zebra mbuna)
Lineage: Eukaryota; Metazoa; Chordata; Actinopteri; Cichliformes; Cichlidae
Source: RefSeq, a predicted model, not a curated record
GCAACAUGAAACCUGUGUAUCUAUUACUCCUCUGCUCUAAUGUGGUAUGUCCAGUGAAACACUCAUUGGUUAGUUUUGACACUGGUUCCUCUGGAAACCCAAACAUCUCUGAGUUUGUGGGUUUCCCAGUAAUUGAUGGCAUUCAGAUGGCUUACUACUGUGACAGCAGCAACAAGAUACUGGAAGCAAGACAGGACUGGGCGAAGAAAAUAUUAGAUACCAACCCUCAGAUGUUGGAGUCGCUCACUGAUUAUUGUUUUGUGGAUCGGCCAAAUCUAUUCAGAUUAUGGAUUUCUAGUUUGAAGCAGCAGUUAAACCAAAGCAGAGCUGUCCAUAUUUUACAGAUGAUAGAAGGCUGUGAAUGGGAUGAAAACACCGGAGAGGUUACGGGGCUUUUACAGUACGGAUAUGAUGGAGAAGACUUUCUUAAAUUGGAUCUGAAGACGCUGACGUGGAUCGCACUGAAACCAGAGGCUGACAUUGUCAAACAGAGUUGGGAUGCUGACACAACCAGAAUGAAAGACCGUGAAAAAAUCCUCACUAAGAUUUGUCCAGAGUGGCUGAAGAUGUACGUGGAGAGUGGCAACAGCUCUCUGCAGAGAACAGUUCUUCCCUCAGUGUCUCUCCUCCAGAAGACUCCCUCCUCUCCAGUCAGCUGCCACGCUACAGGUUUCUAUCCUAACAGACCCUUGAUGUUCUGGAGGAAAGAUGGAGAGGAGCUCCAUGAAGGUGUGGAUCCUGGAGAGAUCCUCCCAAACAAUGAUGAGACCUUUCAGAUGAGUGUUGAUCUGAAUAUUUCAUCAGUCACACCUGAAGACUGGGGGAGGUACGACUGUGUGUUUCAUCUCUCUGGUGGUGAGGACAUCCUUGUCACCAAACUCAAUAAAACUGUGAUCAGAACAAACUGGGGCAAAAAAAUAUUUAACACUGAUGAAGGUGAGAGAAACAUUUUUUUUGCCCAGGCGUCCUCUGACAUGCUGUUCAACACCAUCGCUGCAGUCGUUGUUUUUGUUGUUCUCAAUCUCAUUGCUGCUGCUGGAUUUGCUGUUUGGAAAAAGAGGAAAGACAGACGGCCAACAUCUUCUCCUGACAAAGGAUCUGAGCUGUCAGAGCGACUAAAUCAACAAGGCUGACUGUCGUGUCUCCCUUCCCACCACAUCUCAAAAGGUUCUCUAUUAGACUGAGAGCCGGUGACUGCAGAGGGCAUUACAGACUCAGUAACUCGUGAACUCACUUUGUGACAUGUCGUGUUAUCCUGCUGGAAGGACAACAUGUUGACACGCUGGUCAUAAAGGAGUGGACAUGGUGGGCAACAUAUAUAUCCUCCAUUGCCAACACCAUUAACCAGCAGCAGAACAUCAGUCUUAUUUGCGAUAUGCAUUUCUGGACUCUUUAUGUUUGGUAAACUACCCCCUGAAGGUGGGGGUCUGUGAUUGGUUAAACUUGUUUCUCUUCUGUUUGUUUUCAGCCUAGCAUCCACAGUUUUCAAGAUCUCAUGUUCAAAUUUUGUGUGACAUGUCAUUAUGGUUGACAGCAAUGACAGCUUAAGCUGAUGUAAUUUUGUAAAAACUGUGUCUAGGUCAAGGCCACGCCCUUCAGCAGGAGUUGUGCUCUCUGAGUGCUUCUGCACUUCAGGUGCCCUGGCUAACAUUUCUUUCCAAAAAACACUGAACAAACAGGAGGACUCGGAGAGCGCAGCGCCCCACGGAUGGCAAAAC